GUUCAUGAAUUCACAGAGAGAAGCUAGUAUAGCUAGCUUGUUUAAUCUAUCUUAAUUAGCUUCUUCAUGAAAAUCAUGGCUUCGUGUUUCUCAUUCUCAACUACUUUUAUUGUUCUUCUUGCCAUCUUCUCUUCCAUUCCACUCUCAUCUUCUACAGCUUUUAUCGUUCUCCAUGGGGUUUCAAUGUUUUGUCAAGAUGUUGGAAGUAUUUAUUACACUUUGACAAUUAGCGGCAUGCUAAGAGUUAAAGGAUCAUGCGUGGAAGUUGGAAAUGGACUAAUAAGUUCAUGGAUGAUGGGAAUGAAUGACCAAGUUGCAGAUGCUUGUCGGAAGAUCACCAGGAUGGGAGAACUAAAGGGUGGUUACCACAUGGUUUCUCUCUCCCAGGGCAACAUGGUUGGGAGAGGAGUGAUUGAGAACUGUGACGGUCCGCCUGUGAAGAGUUUCAUCUCGGUGGGAGGCCCAAAUGCAGGUCAUUCUUCAACUAUUCCUUGCGGAAAAUUUCCCUGGUGUGGUUUAAUGGGUCAUUAUUAUGGAAUGGGAGUAUACAACCCCAUGGCUCAAAAACAUUUUGGUCCUGCUGGCUAUAUCAAGAUUCCCACUGAUAUGAAGGGUUACUUGGCACAAUCCAAAUUUCUGCCAUAUAUAAACAACGAAAUCCAAGAUGCCCAAAGUGCAGAACGCAAGAGAAGAUUCUCCAGCCUCACAAUGCUUGUUCUUAUCUUGUUUAGAGCCGACACAAUUAUCUUGCCACAAAUAAGUUCCCACUUCGGCUAUUAUCCAAACGGAGAUUUCUCUAGAGCCGUGCCUGUACAGCAGACUGAUCUUUACCAAAAGGACACCUUCGGGUUUAAAACAUUGGAUAAAGCCGGAAAAGUUAAGUUCUUCUCGUGUCCUGGACAGCACCUUGUAAUAACACCUCCUGAAAUUAGGAUGUAUAUUAUUCCCUACAUGAAAUGAGACAUACCAUCCAGCUAGCUAGGCCCGCGGGACAAGGAUGGACUUGAGGAUCUAUCUCAUAAAUAAUUGUUAUCCACCCCCUACUAUAUAUAUACAAUAAAUAAAGGGACAUCAUCAUAUUCUGCUGUAUGUUAUAUCUAUCUAUCAAAUUAAAACUAUAUAUCAUUACGUACGUACGUACGUGUAAA
Ipomoea nil (Japanese morning glory) is the source of this 1148-nucleotide messenger RNA. RefSeq names its product palmitoyl-protein thioesterase 1-like. Gene Ontology annotation, molecular function: thiolester hydrolase activity. The record is from RefSeq and is a predicted model, not a curated record. The coding region runs from base 67 to 960 and encodes 297 amino acids. Gene Ontology annotation, cellular component: intracellular membrane-bounded organelle. Lineage: Eukaryota; Viridiplantae; Streptophyta; Magnoliopsida; Solanales; Convolvulaceae. The transcript has 12 exons.